AUGUCGGCCAUCAGCAGUCAUAUUAUGCGCCGGGGCACUGACCUUGCUGCCGCUCACUUGCGGGGGCCUGCGGAUAAGCCCAACACUGGGGAGCCCGAGGUUGGAGUGAUGAUUGUCAUUGCCGUCACUGCCGUGGUGUUUGGUCUGAUGUUCUGGGCUAUUGAGUAUACCUACGGCAUGGUGAUUGCGACUCUGGCCGCCGUCGAAGAUACCAACCCCGAUAUCUAUGUUCGCAUUGCUUCCGAGCCCAACCCUAUCAAACCCACCGAUGAAGACGAACCCGAGAUCGGCACUGCCACUCCCCUCAAGCCUAUCACCAGCAAGCUGCGUACUACAGUGAAACACUUGCGCUCCCGCGCUGGCUUCUGGUCGCGCUUCCGCGGUGCUGGCAUGUUCGUGGCUUACGCUGCUGCUCGUAGCUUCAUUGCUGGUCUGAUUCCUAUCCCUGUUACUUCCUACAUUGGCUCCUUCUUUGUUCAGUCCUUCCUGAGCGUUCUGUUCGCCACCUGGCAGAUGGCUUGGGUCCACAUUGUCAUCUCUGAGCCCUCCCCCAAGAGCUUUUACCAGCGUAUUCCCAGCUACAAGACUUGGAUUAAGAUUGCACCUGCCGCUGCUGUGCAGGAUAUUCUCACUGCCGCUGCUUUCUUCAUCCCGCUGGCGAUUGCUGAGUUUGCUGGCUGGCUUGACGUUUCCAACAACAAUGAAGUGCCGUCCUUGGUGGCCUUGUUCCGUUUCAUGGGCGUCCUUGUUGCCCCCGCUAUUCUGGCAUUCUUGAUCUCGAUCCCUGCUCGUGUCAUCUUUGUUCGUGUGGCUGCUUCUAUGCUCCCCGAGGAAGAUGAGACUAUUGUGCCUUUCGAUCGUUCCUUUGGUGGUAAGGUCAACCCUGCUAUCACCGGUGGCAGUGGCAAGAUUGGUAUCGUGGAUGCUUGGACUACCUUUGACUGGGCUGCUCGUGUUCGCUUCGCCAAGGUCGUUGGUAAGACCUUUGCCAUGGAGGUGGCGCUUGGUAUCUUUGCCUCACUUGUGCUCGGUGGCCAGCUCAUUUGGGCGAUGAAGACUGCCAAGCCUGUCAAGGAUAACUCUCCUGCAUUCUAA
Molecule: messenger RNA, 1095 nt
Organism: Penicillium antarcticum
Lineage: Eukaryota; Fungi; Ascomycota; Eurotiomycetes; Eurotiales; Aspergillaceae
Exons: 2
Coding region: 1-1095 (364 amino acids)
Source: RefSeq, a predicted model, not a curated record